Messenger RNA from Fraxinus pennsylvanica, 657 nucleotides. NCBI's taxonomy places the organism in Eukaryota, Viridiplantae, Streptophyta, Magnoliopsida, Lamiales, Oleaceae. The record is from the annotation of a GenBank genome assembly.
AUGAGCUCGAGAUCGCGAAGUUUGGGAUUUCGCAAGAGAUUGUCUCCAAUAAGAGGUUAUCAGAUAUAUAAUUCGGAGAGAGGAUAUAUUGAUCUCCAGUACAAGUUCAAAUUUUUUAUUGUUACUAUUGUAUUUAUGAGGAAUUUCCAGAAGCCCAACUACCGCCGCGACUGUGAAGUUGACAAUUAUGGUCAUUUCGAGUGGAAGAAUGAAAGAGAUGCUAUACGCAAGGAUGGAUGGGAACUGGAAAAACUCGGGGAGAUCCUUGGAGAGGAUCUCAUGGAAAAAUUCCUGUUUGAAAUUCCAUGUCAAAGCCUAGGCUUCUACGCCGAUGCGGAUAAAGAUUUUGUCCUCGACGAAUCCAACGAUGCAGUUGUUCCUCCUCCUCGCCAGUCAACUCCUCCUCCCCCCAUCUCUCUUUCAGAACCCACUUCCGAGUCCCACAACGAUCCGAAUCUGAGCUCGAAGCCUGCCUCUACAUCUUUUGAUUACUGGGAUGAGGAAGAAUUCGAGGGGGUUCCUCAACAUUCAACCCCAGAAACUCCAGAAAUUACGAUAUCUGCCACUGGAUUUGAAUCUGAGUUGAGUUUUUACACAGUUGAUAAGGCAUGGUUUAGAGGACUUCCAACCGGAGUUCUUGAUUCUCUGACCCCAUAG